Seminavis robusta is the source of this 6201-nucleotide messenger RNA. Lineage: Eukaryota; Bacillariophyta; Bacillariophyceae; Naviculales; Naviculaceae. The record is from the annotation of a GenBank genome assembly.
GAUACUACCAACUGAAUCUGCAAAGAAAAAGAAUGACAUGACAUGCUUGACUAGGCAUGUACGUACACGGGGAGAAAGGGACACACCAGAAUUUUACUAGUUUAUAAUCUCAACUACUAGCUAGCUACAUGUAACCUCACAAUCGAAAGCACAAUUGAGACAAUGGCACCCUACAGUAGCAAGCUGGCAUUGACUGGGGCAAUGGAGACAUCGACAGACAUUGAUGUAGAACAGCAUUCAAAACUUGGGAGUACGGUAGGACGGUCAACAGGUACUGUACCAAAGCCAGCCGCGGGCAAACGGGUUGCUCAACCCAGCCUCUAGCUGGCGCAACCGAAGCUCUCCGUGCUCAAAAGGUUUCCUGCAGUUCUGUGUUUACUCCAUAAUGAAGAACUUACUAUGAGCUAGAGGGAACUAUGCUAUGGUGCGGGUAAGAUCAGAGGAGAAGGGCAUUACAUGUACUGUCGUUGUGGCUGGACGUGUCAACCAAAAAGGGACCUGUAUUUUGAUCGAGCAGUCACGAUCCUUUAGUGAAUCCUUUGCCGCCUACUCUGAAGUACAAGCUAAUGCUGCCACCCAGUAUUUCUUCAGUGGAACCUGUACCACCGCUGGCUAGCUGCUAAGCAAACUUGUGGCGCUACAGAACAGUAGUGAUUUGAUGGGAUGUGAUAAACAAGGCUGAUGAGGUUUUGGAAAGUGCCUUGCAUACCAUACCGGUACCGGUAGGGGGCACUUGAUUGCUUGGCAACAACCCUACCAUGUACCGGUAUUGUCAUGGCGCCCCAGCAACAAUGCUGGCAUCCUUUGCUAUCGAGUUGCUGUUUGAUGAUGUCCAAAUCCUUGCCGGCGACAUGUACAGUAGUUCAUCCACAGUCCGUCUGCAUACAGGUAGCAACAACGCCUAUUUGCUGCCACGGAAGGCAAGCCCGUACAUUCUGGAUGUGGCUCGAGCUGGGGGUGUUCGAGGAACUGAAAAGGCACCCGUCUAUCUGGAGACAGACUAGAUGAAUGAAGGAGACAGUACCUGGUGGUACUGGUAGGUACGACGGUAUCCCAAUGAAUUGGCAGAGCUAUCUUUAGUCAGUGGCGCUGGAAAACGGAACAGUCCUCAAAAUGGCACCCUUGUCAAAAUAGCUCUACUGGCUAAUUACUUAGAGUUCACCUCACACUUCACAUACUUAAGUAGAGUACUUUGAGCAUUAAAGAUCGUACCAUCAGGUCAAACAUCAGUAGAAUGUUGCAUAGACAAACCUCCGUGUCUCCACUUUUCAUGUUAAACACAUAAGUCGGUUCCGUUAGGGCAAGAUUGCCUGUUUAAGAUGCCAAAAUUGUGGGGGAAGCAAGACGCAAUUUGGGGAUUGGGGUUUGGGUCAUGCGCGCACCCCCGCCCUGCUGUGACUUGUGUGUGCCGGACGUCCAAAAAGGAGCGGACCCUUUGGGCAGCAGGCAAAGCAACAACCUGUCGCGAUCCAAAGCGUUGUGCCGUUGCCUUUUAUCUCGAUUGGAUCCUCUAUUGACAGAUCAGCAGAGCAAAGCAUUGGUAGAGUAGUCUAGGCAUUGGUAGAGUCUCUUUCUUCCAGUGGCAGUGGAACCACAGUAGUCGAUCUGUUUAGAGACAGAGAUAGAGAGAGGCGUGGAUCGCUAGCUCGCAAGCAGUUGAAGGACUCAUCAGCAACCCCAAAUCUUUUUGUCUGUGCACUCUCUGUGCCUUCAUACCACCAAUUCCAUGACUAUUGCCAACAACAACGUGGAGACAGCAGCGGCCACGGACCCUGCUCAUACGGUAGAGACUGAUUUGAAAGACGGUCCUACCAAUGGCAAGAAUGGGAGCUCUCUAGUGAACGGCGGUACUACCAAGAACGGCGGGCAUAGUAGUAGUUCAGAUGGAGGAGUAACGUCUGCCAUUGCGGGUGGCAAUCCCAAUGAAUUCCGCAUGAACUCGAGCAAGACGUUGGGAUCAGGGACCGCCACGACGGGUGGAGUCGUAGUAGCCUUUGAAAAGUCAGCCUUGGCCGGCACCAACGCCCAAGUCCCCACGGGCACCACCGAAAAUGGUGCCCCCCGUUUGCCCCAAAAUCUUUCCGAUUCCAGAUUUGGGGGCCUUGCCGGAAAGGUCGAAGCCAGUAUUGCCAGUUCCGUCGAACGCAACAUUGGCAAACUGUCCGACUUUGAUUUCUACAUCACCGCCGAACAGCUUGGGGUACUCAGUGAUGAACGCACACGCUUGGCUCUCGCCGACGUUCUGGAAAAGGGGGUCAAGGCUCAGGAAGGAAAGUUAGGGGGGGAUUCCGCCGAAGAGCCGUCUUCGACCAGACGAAUGUGCAUGGAUGUCAUGCGAUUAGUAGAGCGAAUACGCCAAGCGGAAGAGUCUGAAGCUGCCAAAGAUGAACACUCACCAGAAGGAAAAGAGGCCGAGAAAAAUUCCGACAUGGGCGCCAAUGUUCUAACCGAAGUACUGCUGCACUCUAGUGUCCAGGGAGGCAUCGACCCCAGGGAAGUAGAGCACCGAAGAGAGCUAUUCGGAACCAAUGCCGUCUCCAGCAAAAAAUUGGAAAGCUUUCUUUCCUUGUGUUGGGAUGCUGUCCAGGAUUUUGUCCUUGUCAUGCUGAUUGUCCUUGGAAUCAUCAGUAUUGUCGUUGAGGUUUCCACACACGGGGGAAGCUGCAGCACUUGCUGGAUCGAAGGAGCCGCCAUCUUGUGCUCCGUCUGUAUCGUCGUAUUGGUCACUGCGGGAAUUGAUUAUGCCAAGCAGUUUGCCUUUAUCCGUCUCACCAAAAGUCUACACGAAACCAACACAAAAUCAGUCAUUCGAGACGGAAAACAAGUCUCUGUAACGGAUGAUGACAUUGUCGUUGGCGACAUCCUUUCGGUCAAUAGUCACAAUCUGGCAUCCAUCCCUGCGGAUUGCAUUUUGCUCGGACCCCCGGCUCAGCUACGAAUGGACGAAAGUACCCUCACCGGAGAGUCCGUCAUGGUCGCCAAGAGACCCGGUGAUGUCGUUCUCAGUGGAACCACGGCGGUACAGGGAUCUGGUAAGAUGGUCGUCAUUGCGGUGGGUGUCAACUCGGUUGCUGGAAAGAUUCGGGCACGCGUCUACGAGUCGGACGAUCACGAAGACGAACUUGGAGAUGGUGACGACAACUCUCCUCUGUUUGUCAAGCUCGAUCUCAUUGCCAAGCAAAUUGGUGUGGCCGGAACGGUGGCGGCGGUGGUGGCAUUUGCGGCCAGUUGUAUUAUUGGUCUUGCCAUCCGGGGGGAUGAUGUGCAAAAACUGGUGGAUUAUCUCAUUGUCUCCAUUACCGUUUUGGCGGUUGCCGUCCCGGAAGGUCUUCCUCUGGCUGUCACUUUGGCGUUGGCGUUUUCGUCUAACAAAAUGAUGAGCGAACAAAACUUGGUAAAGCACUUGGACGCCUGCGAGACCAUGGGUUGUGCCACUACGAUUUGUACGGACAAGACAGGAACUCUGACGGCGAACAAGAUGACCGCUCGUGCCUUUUUCGCCGGUGGCAUCAACUACCCGGCGGACGAUCCGUCGAUUUCUCUUGCCGAUUUCAUGAGGAAGUAUUCUUCAGAGCCGAUAUUAGCGGAGUUGGUGGAUAUUAUCUGCUCGGUGAUAUCGAUUGAUACUAUGAAUGAAACCGUGCUCUAUAUUGACAGUAAUAACAAAGUGGAGAGCUCUCAGGGGAAUCCCACCGAGGUCGCGCUGUUGGUGCUGGUUCACGAAUUGGGCUCCAACUAUGACAAAAUCCGAAAAACAACCAAAGGGAGGUCUGAUCAGGGAAAGCUCGGAGAAUAUCUAUCGCUUGGAAAGCAGUUUGAGUUCACAUCCGCUCGCAAAAUGAUGAGUUGGGCCGUCCCGUUGGACAGCGGUGGCUACCGUGUGUACUGCAAAGGCGCCCAAGAAGCCAUCCUGGCACGAAGCGUGAAAUAUGUGGACAAAUUCGGCAACGAGACAGACAUUAGAGCGGAGGACAAGGAACAAUUUUCUAGCGUAGCACUGUCAUAUGCUCGCCGUGGAAUGAGAUGCCUGGGUCUGGCGUAUCGAGAUCUUCCAGAGGGAUUCGACUUGGAAGACCUUCACCCGGAAGUGAAGAAUUCUGAUGGAACCGAAGCCUUUGUCGCCGAGACGGAUCUUGUCGCGGUUGGUCUGGCUGGAAUUGAGGAUCCGCUGAGAGCCGAAGUCCCGAACGCAAUCAAGCGAUGCUACGAAGCAGGCAUUGAUGUUCGUCUGGUGACGGGUGACAGUCCAAAUACGGCUGUGAGCAUUGCUUAUCAAGCUGGUAUCCUCCGUGAUUCUCAUUUUGAGUCUGCAACCAGCGACAAGGUGGCAGAAAACCUUAAGGAACAUGUGUUGAUGGAAGGCAAGGCCUUCAGAUCAGAAGUCUACCGCACUGGCGAGGACGGCAGCAAAGAGUUUGACCAAGAAGCCUUCGACAAAGUUUGGCCGCAUCUUCGUGUUCUCGCGAGAAGUUCACCAGACGAUAAGUUGACCCUCGCGCACGGACUGAACCAGUCGACACUCUUCGAAAACGCCGCAAUUUGCAGUAGUCUAAAGUCCGAACACGACAUUGACAUCUUCCCUGAUCGGCAAGUGGUGGCGAUGACAGGAGACGGAACGAACGAUGCUCCGGCCUUGAAACGAGCCGAUGUCGGUUUUGCCAUGGGUGUUGCCGGGACGCAAAUCGCCAAAGACGCUGCAGACAUUAUUCUGCUGGACGACAAUUUUGCAUCCAUUGUCACCGCUGCGAAAUGGGGACGAAACGUGUAUGCCUCCAUCCAAAAGUUCCUUCAGUUCCAACUUACUGUGAAUAUCGCUGCGGUCGUGACGGCUCUUGUUGGUGCCUUUGUCUACCAAACGAGUCCUUUGGCGGCGAUUCAAUUGCUCUGGGUCAAUUUGUUGAUGGAUUCUCUGGCCAGUCUUGCACUGGCCUCGGAACCGCCAGUUGAUGCAUUGUUAACGCAUCCUCCCGUAAACAGAACUGACCACAUGAUCACCUUCAGAAUGUGGGUCAAUAUGCUUGGACAUGCGACCUAUCAAAUCAUCAUCGUGAUGGUCCUUCUCUUUUAUGGACCGACGAUAUUUGGGUUUGAUGCGGGUCACGAAGUGGAGGACCGAACCGAGGAAGAUGCACAGCCAGGUCAAGAAUUUGGAAAUUCUACACACUACACUCUGAUCUUCAAUUCGUUUGUGUGGAUGCAACUUUUCAACGAAAUCAAUUGUCGAAAACUAGAGGGAGAGUGCAACGUCUUCAGUGGAAUUCUCAACAACUCGCUGUUCUGCGGGAUUUUGCUGACAACGGCAGUUCUUCAGGUUCUGAUUGUGCAGUUUGGGACUGUGGCUUUUGCAGUUGCAGAAGGAGGCCUGAGCGGCGAGUACUGGGGUUAUUCGCUUUUGAUUGGUUUUGGUUCGCUUCCAGUGCAACAAGUUAUCAAUGUUUUGUACUUUCUUGCAAAAGGCGGAAAGUAACAGGACUAGGUCUGACAACUAGCCGCGCAAUCGUUGACCUUGGGGGUCCCCGCAGAUCGGACCUCUUCAAAAGUUUCCGGCUUGUACAGGCGCAGGGAGAAAACAGAGCUGUUCUCUCUUGAUGGGGGUGCGCUGGUCGCAACUCUCUGCACCCACCGAUUUGUUUCUGCUGGAUUUCUGGGCUUGGUGGCGGAUUCCAAGAGUUCGUGGUUUCAAAGAACCAGAAGAGCCCACGCCUUCGGUGGGAAAGCGUGUCAUGCACAAAGUAUGCCAAUGGGGUUUAAAAGAGAUUAGAUCUUGUCCGACAAGAUCCCCACGCGAUCUGUGCCAUCAUCCAACGACAUGCUCUCUCUCCAGCUAGCAGACAUCUUUACUACUCUAAGCUCUAAAGAAACUACCAAUGAUAUUUGUUUGCGUUGCUUGCAGCCGCUGACUACAGCGUUGCUUUUAAAGGUGGAAGCAGCAGCGAAACGAACGUUAGACAAGGCUUUGCUGAACUGAUAGUGCUACCGGAAUUUAAUACGGUACCACACCGUACCGGUAGAGGAUCCCCGGAUCCUGAGUGAUAAAUGUCGCUAGCUAGUACAGCUGUAGUAGCUAGUAGACUGCAUGGGUAGUUUAGCCCAAGUCAGGCGCUGGGAAGUGAGACCCGAACUUCGGGUCUACUAGUAGUGUUCAGAUGAAGAAGGGUCAAUAAUAUGUUCAGAGGGCCCCCGUAAUUUGAAUUUGUUUCU